AUGGACCACAGCCGUUUUGGCGCCAUAUUCCGCUGCUUCUCCUUCGCCGCCUACAUGGUCGUCGACAAGCGCCGUCUAUCCAACGCCACUUACCACCAAUGCCUCGUCAACGAACCCAACCUCAUGACCCUCCUCUCUCCUCACCCUCACAUCCUCCGGAUCCUCGAGGUCCGCGAGACUGAUGACCGCCUCUCCCUCAUUCUGGAGCUCUACGAACUCGACACUCUCUACAGCCGCAUAUCGUCCCGUAUGGCCCUCCCCGAGCCUGAGGCCACCACGUACUUCGGCUCGGUGGCCUGGUCGCAUGAGGGCGGGUCUGUGGUGGUUGCCAUGGGAACCCUGUACUACGAUGCACCGGAGGUGCUGAUGGGGAGGGAGUACGACGAGGAGGUGGACGUGGACUGCCAAUACUAA
Molecule: messenger RNA, 414 nt
Organism: Eucalyptus grandis
Lineage: Eukaryota; Viridiplantae; Streptophyta; Magnoliopsida; Myrtales; Myrtaceae
Product: phosphoenolpyruvate carboxylase kinase 2-like
Exons: 2
Coding region: 1-414 (137 amino acids)
Biological process (GO): protein phosphorylation; intracellular signal transduction
Cellular component (GO): cytoplasm
Molecular function (GO): ATP binding; protein serine/threonine kinase activity
Source: RefSeq, a predicted model, not a curated record